Molecule: messenger RNA, 1434 nt
Organism: Hyla sarda
Lineage: Eukaryota; Metazoa; Chordata; Amphibia; Anura; Hylidae
Gene: SLC25A26
Product: solute carrier family 25 member 26
Exons: 10
Coding region: 128-931 (267 amino acids)
Biological process (GO): transmembrane transport
Cellular component (GO): mitochondrial inner membrane
Molecular function (GO): S-adenosyl-L-methionine transmembrane transporter activity
Source: RefSeq, a predicted model, not a curated record
GCUAUAUCCAAGGGAAAGGCUCGUUACGUCCGCGGUUACAGGUCACCCUGUGUUGAUACCUGUUGGGGCACGUGGGUGCAGUGUGCGUUAUGUGUGAGUGGAGAGGGAAGAUACCGCUGUGUGUGAAAUGGAGCGGAGAGACUACUGCACCUCUCUGCUGGCCGGAGGAAUGGCGGGUAUGUCUGUCGACCUUAUAUUAUUCCCCCUUGACACCAUUAAAACCAGACUGCAAAGCCCUCAGGGAUUCUCCAAGUCUGGUGGUUUCCGUGGCAUCUACGCCGGCGUUCCUUCCACAGCUAUUGGAUCCUUUCCCAAUGCUGCUGCUUUCUUUGUAACGUAUGAAACUGUGAAAUGUUUGCUGCACUCCGGCUCAUCUCCUUACCUCUCACCCUUAACACAUAUGGCAGCUGCCUCUGUUGGAGAAAUGGUAGCUUGUCUUAUUCGAGUGCCUUCUGAGGUCAUAAAGCAAAGGACACAGGUUUCUAUGUCCUCGACCACUUAUCAGAUGUUUGCCAGCACCCUGCGCCAAGAGGGAAUCCGAGGCUUAUAUCGAGGUUAUAAAAGCACAGUCUUGAGAGAGAUUCCCUUUUCUCUAGUUCAGUUUCCACUGUGGGAGUUUUUAAAGGAUCUCUGGUCAUGCAAGCAAAACCGUCCACUCGAUUCUUGGCAGUCUGCAGUCUGUGGAGCUUUUGCAGGUGGUUUUGCAGCUGCAGUUACUACACCCCUGGAUGUAGUGAAGACCCGUAUAAUGCUGGCAAAGGCUGGAUCUAGUACUGCAAGUGGAAAUGUGCUGCUUGCACUAAGUGACGUGUGGAGAACGCAUGGCCUCACAGGGUUAUUUGCUGGCAUUGUGCCAAGAAUGACGGCCAUCAGUCUCGGAGGUUUUAUCUUCCUUGGAGCUUAUGACAAGGUCCGCAGCGUAUUGAUGUGAAGACCCCACAGGGACCCAGGAAAUAUUCUGCAAGAAGCUCAGGUUCUUGAUGAUGAUGUCUGAGACAUAAUGGAAAUGGUGGAUCCAGCAAAUUGAGGGGUCAGACGACUACAUGUGCACCUACCUCUAAACACAACAAUGGGAUCUGUGUAGGACAAUGAAGCUGGGAAAGUUGGGCCGGACGCUCCACAUUAUAAUAGCAUUUGCUUUUUGUAUCAAGUCUCAGUAAAUUCUAAUUUUAUAAUUCACCUUUUCUGCGUUGUUUCUCAUAGUUAUAGCUCCUUACUCUACUGACCCUAACACAAGCUGGGUAAAAGCCAAUAUGGCCACCGUUAUAAAUAGGUGUGUAUAUACCUCUUGAAAACGGCCUUCAAAACAGCCUGGAAAUCAGUGUGGUUUUUGCAUGUGUUUUAAAGUGCAGGCAUUUUUGGGUACUUUUUUUUCAAGCACCCCCUGUUGAUAUCCAUGUGAGCUUUUAAGCAUAAUUGCUCCAAAAAAGUGAC